Molecule: messenger RNA, 828 nt
Organism: Diaporthe batatas
Lineage: Eukaryota; Fungi; Ascomycota; Sordariomycetes; Diaporthales; Diaporthaceae
Exons: 4
Coding region: 1-828 (275 amino acids)
Cellular component (GO): endoplasmic reticulum membrane; mitochondrial outer membrane; lipid droplet
Molecular function (GO): 3-beta-hydroxysteroid 3-dehydrogenase (NADP+) activity
Source: RefSeq, a predicted model, not a curated record
AUGGCUACCAAGGGAACCAUCCUCGUCACCGGCGACAACGGCAGUCUGGGCAGUGCCCUGGUCGUGAGACGGGUCUCCACUGGCGAGAUCCCGCCCAUCCGUGCCCUCAUUCUGAAUGCCGCCUUCCAGGACUUUGGCAACCAGUCGUGGACCGACGAUGGCUUCGACACCGUCUUUGCCUCCAACUAUCUCGGCCACUGGCUUCUGACGCUCCUGUUGCUGGGGAGCAUGGACAUGGAGUCCGGCCGGAUAGUCGUACUUGGGAGUCAGAGCCAUGACACCAAAGACACCCGAAACGAAGUCACCCACGCCUUCGACGACCCAAAAUACAAGACCGUCCUCCCCGAUAGCGACGACGACGCCGCCGCCGCCGAGGGCUUCAACGCCAUCGCCAGGGGCCAGUGGAGCCCCGCGGCCGAGGACGCCACCUUCGCCGGCGGGUACCGCCGGUACGGGGCCUCAAAGCUGUUCCUGCUGAUGAUGCAGCACGAGCUGCAGGCGCGGCUGCUCAGGUCGGACAGCACCAGCCGCAUCUGCGUCCUCGGCAUCAUCUUCCCCAUCAUCCUGUUCUUCAGCCCGGGCGGCGACACGGUCCGGUCCCCCGCGCGCUCGGCGGGCGACGUGCUCGAGGCCGCGCUUGGGUACCCUGCCGUGGGCGGCCGGGGGGAGGCGGACGGCCUGCCCCGGGACCUGUACCUUGACGGGCGGAGGCCGUGUGGGACCUCGGAGGAGGCGAGGGAUGCCGGGAAGAGGGCUCUGGUCUGGAGGGAGAGCGUCCGGCUGGCUGGGCUGCGGGAGGGGGAGACUGUGCUUGGGGAUUGGCGGUAG